AUGCAAUCGAGGGUUGUGGCAUCUGAAGAAGGAAAAUCAAGAGGGUUAUCACUGGGAUCAAUGCGUUUGUUUGUUGUUUUCAUUGCUCUAUGUGUUGUGUUUUCUGUGAUAAGCAUAUAUAGUAUUAAGCAUUUUGGAAUUAAGAGUGUGGUUACUACAAUGAGUUCAACUUUUCAGCCAUGUGUUGAGGAACAUGGUGGUUUGGAACAAUGGAUUAAACCUCCUUCGAAUCUGAUCCAUAAUAUGAGUGAUAGUGAACUUCUUUGGAGAGCUUCUUUGGUUCCUAAGAUUAAAAAUUACCCUUUUCGAAGAGUUCCAAAGAUUGCUUUUAUGUUUCUUACUAAAGGGCCAUUGCCUCUUGCACCUCUUUGGGAGAGGUUUCUCAAAGGGCAUCAGAGUCUGUAUACAGUUUAUAUUCAUCCAUUUCCUUCUUAUCAAGCUCAUUUUCCUCCUUCAUCUGCUUUUUAUAAGAGGCAAAUCCCUAGCCAGAUUGCUGAGUGGGGAAAAAUGAGCAUGUGCGACGCCGAAAGAAGACUAGUUGCCAAUGCACUACUCGACAUCUCCAACGAGUGGUUUGUACUACUGUCUGAAUCAUGCAUCCCUCUCUACAAAUUCAAUACAGUCUACUACUACUUGUUGAAAUCCAAAUUCAGCUUCGUCGGCGCAUUUGACGAUCCCGGUCCAUACGGAAGAGGACGCUACAACCCAAACAUGGCUCCUCUAGUAGACAUUACAAAAUGGCGUAAAGGCUCUCAAUGGUUCGAAGUAAACCGAAAGCUCGCAGUCAGCAUUGUGGAAGACACCGCGUUUUAUCCCAAGUUCGAACAAUACUGUAGACCGGCUUGUUACGUUGACGAGCACUAUUUUCCAACCAUGUUAACAAUUCAAGCAGGGAGAGCAUUGGCGAACCGGAGCAUAACUUGGGUGGAUUGGUCGAGAGGCGGGGCCCACCCGGCUACAUUUGGAAAAUCGGAUAUUACGAAGGAGUUUUUCGAUAGAGUUCUUGGAAAUCAAAACUGCAUAUAUAAUAAUAGAAACUCUUCAAUUUGUGUUCUUUUUGCUAGAAAAUUUGCUCCUAGUGCUUUGGAACCUUUGUUAGAUAUGGUGAAUUCAAAAGUCUUAGACUUCUGA
Messenger RNA from Lathyrus sativus (Indian pea), 1131 nucleotides. The record is from the annotation of a GenBank genome assembly. NCBI's taxonomy places the organism in Eukaryota, Viridiplantae, Streptophyta, Magnoliopsida, Fabales, Fabaceae.